AUGGCGCCCCGCGGUCGUGGAGGAAAGUUCUCCAAACCCUCACGAGGAGGAGGAAAGAAGUUCAGUCGGGACCUGCAGCCCAUCGACAAGGACGGAAACCCAGUUGGUCUCUGGCGCGAAAAGGAGGACAAGAUCGCGUCCUCGAGCGAAGAGGAAUCAUCCUCGGAAGAGAGCUCUGAAGAAGAAGGCUCCGACGACGCCGACGCCGGCCCCAGCGGCCAAGCCAGUGCCUCGGGCGACGUCAGCCGCGAAGCACGCCGCGCCGCCGCAAAGGCCAAGAAGGCAGCCGCCAUCAAAAGGCGCGGCCAAGCACCUGCCCAACCCGGCGACCUGCCACCCUCCGACUCCGAAGCCUCCGACGAGGACCUCCCCGCGAACCCGAACCACAGCGCGAAGUCGCGGUCUCAGCUCGUCAAGCCCGACUCCGACGCCGAGCCCGAGCAGCCCGUCAAGAAAGACCCUUCGCAGCUGUCGCGGCGCGAGCGCGAGGCGAUCGAGGCGCAGCAGGCGCGGGAGCGGUACCUGAAGCUGCACGCGGAGGGCAAGACCGACGAGGCGCGGUCGGAUCUGGCGCGGUUAGCGAUUAUUCGCGAGCAGCGGGAGGCGGAGCGGGAGCGGAAGUUGGCGGAUAAGGAGGAGAAGGAGGAGCAGUUGAGGGCGCGGGCUGCUGCUGUGAAGGAGCGGGAGGAUAAGUUGAGGCAGGCGGCCAUGGGGAAGCCGAAGAAGGGGGGGAAGAAGUAA
Messenger RNA from Penicillium canariense, 741 nucleotides. RefSeq names its product PDGFA associated 1 family protein. The record is from RefSeq and is a predicted model, not a curated record. The transcript has 3 exons. Gene Ontology annotation, cellular component: cytosol. The coding region runs from base 1 to 741 and encodes 246 amino acids. Gene Ontology annotation, molecular function: RNA binding. NCBI's taxonomy places the organism in Eukaryota, Fungi, Ascomycota, Eurotiomycetes, Eurotiales, Aspergillaceae.